This is a messenger RNA of Caenorhabditis auriculariae, 4407 nucleotides long. NCBI's taxonomy places the organism in Eukaryota, Metazoa, Nematoda, Chromadorea, Rhabditida, Rhabditidae. The record is from the annotation of a GenBank genome assembly.
AUGGACGCGGCACGAAAAAGACCAUUUGAUGAGCCGAUCGACGCUCGUCCGGCGAAAAUUCCCGAAGAAGCCGGUUGGUUUUUUGAUUUCUAUCUUUUUUGGAAGAUUUCAAAAGCAAUAAACCGAAAAAGCUGUUAUGACGUCGUUACUUGGCUCGUCGCCAAAUGUCCGCCGCCGCCGUUAUCUCAUCAUAAAAGUUUUUCGUUUUUAUUUGCAUUCCGUUUUGUCCACUUUACGGCCUUUCAAAAACACAUUAAGACAGAAACGAAACAUUUCAGAUUUAAAAUGGGGGUGAGAAAUUGUCGGCUGAUUCAUCGUCGGUUUUUAUUUGCAACGAAUUGCGAAACUAAUGGGUUUUUAAGAGCCUCAAAAAAAAAAAAAGAAGAAUCGAGGCAAUUGUGGUCAAAACGUCUCCAAAAAUCAGUACUGUAUUUGAAGAUAAUGAUGAAAGGAUGAACCGUGAACACGUGUAGAAUCUCGAAGGGGAAUGAAGCUUGUAGGCGUUAAACGGAACUGGAAGUUGUUUUGAAACGCACGCUCAGUUCUAGAGAAUUUUCGGAUUCCAAACCAAUAAAUGUUAGGUUUUGCAAUGGUAUGGCUUAAGGUUCAAAAACUGUCGAUUCGCGUUGCCACAAAACAACUUUGUCUCACCAAAAAUGGUUUAAUGCGUAACGGCUACUAAAUAACAGUUCAAUUUGAGUGCGUCAAACCGACUUGAGCGAAAAAGCAUCUGGAAGCGUCAAAGUGAGCUACUAAGUUACGAGUAGGAUGUAGACAAGAUAUCAAUAAUUAAAAAAAGCACUUUAAAUUACUGAAAGUGUGACGCGUUACGAGGUUUUUUCAAGCCUGUCGCACUCAGCCUUAACCUUUUGGAUGUUUUAAAAGUUCCAGACAGCGAAGAAACGGUCGCCAAGAUCGUGAACGCGAUUUUUGGGAACACAGCGCUCGGGCCAAGGGCCCUCGGAGCCGUUAUAGAGCAGCUUCAACUUGAUAAUGUACGAUUUUCUAUCUGGGAAAUGGAUUAAUCUUUCAUAAUGUUAAGGCGCAAAAAGCAGAGACUGAGAGGUUAUUGGCGAAUCUAUCAAAAGCUCCAGCAAAGCCUCCAGUGAGCGCGGCGGGCGGUAUUUUUUUCCUUUUUUUUUCUGCAAAAAGUUUUUAAUCUAAUAUAGGGGUUGUGAUGUCUGCUUCCAAACGUGUUUCAGAAAAUCUCAGUAAGAAACAGCCGUUAAUAAACUCUUUCCCAUUAUUCCAGCAGCUUUUUCAAAAAGUUCAAAAGGACAAGCAGCUGAAAGCCUCUUAUCUUUGUGUUUUUAUAAAUUUAACAUUUCACUUCCACUUUUACGUUGUCUAGCGAAAUAUAACAUUAUUCCAGAAGUUUUUCCCACAAAAUCUAUUUUAGAUAUGUUUUUCGGCUGUGAGAAAAUUCAAUUCACUUUCUCAUCAACUUGUUAACGGACGUGGUUUUUCCUAUCAGCGGAACGCGAUCUUUGAUCAGAAAAGUAUGAAAGAAACAAUUUCCAAUCAGUUUUUUUUAUCGCUUUUCGUAAAGGAAUGGGAACGAGGAAGCUUUCGAAAAUCGAAAAAAGAGGCUAGACGGCUAUUAAAUUCUUGUGGGAUCGACAAUACAUUUUUAUUUCGCUUUUGUUACAUCGAAGAUCUUUUUCUCGAAUGGGGGCAAAAAAAAUCACCAAAGGAAAAAAAUAAUUUUGCAUAAUCUGCAGAACUCGAACAAAACCUAAAAUAAUCCGUAUAAUCAAUCAAGAAUAAUUUAUCCUUUUUUUUAAAAAAUUUUCGGAAAAAAAAUUGAGAAUUUAUUAGAUUCCAAUUUAAAAACUUUACAGUUUUCAGCCAGAUAUUUUGUUCAUUCUCAUAAGCAAAAAAAACUUUUAACGUUGAACCUAUCGAAUUUCAUGAGAACUACAUCAUUUUCCUUUUUCAGCGCCUCCUGUGGCCAAUUUCGCUCAGCCUCAGCCGUAUCCGGGAAUGAUGAUGACACCGAUCGCGAUGUUGCAGUUGCAGAUGGCGCAGAACUUCCAGAACAAUCAGCAGGCCUACCAGAUGUCUCUGAAGGAAGCCGUGCUCCGGGGACAAGUCCCUCCAAAUGCUGUCCCGCAGCACGUUGAGCAGCAAAAGGUUUUCGAUCUUCUUUCUCAUUCUUUCCGAGGUCACCGCGGAAAGCAGAACCCGAAAAAAUUACGUGAAACGGUUAAAGAAUGGCACGCUAUCGAUCUAGAUUUGUUCUCAAUUUAAGAACUCGAUAAGUCUGAGAGACUCACAAAAAGUUUGAGAAAAAGGGAAUGAAAGCAAUCAGAAGGGAGUCCUGACUUCAAUUUAGGAAGUUUGAAGUUGGUCUCUAGAAAAGGUCUGAACAUUUUAAGUGUUGGUUUAUUAUCAUUUUUCUUUCUGGAACUUUGAAAAAAUGGUUCAAGGGUGAAGAAAGAAAUUCAGUAUAUAAACAGAAGUGAAACACAACAAAAAAGACUUUUUCCAAUUAGCUCAAUAUCAUCAAUAAAUCAGUUCUCUGAUUCUUAAAAUUUGAAAAUAACUGACCUACAGAUCCCUGCUCUCGCCGCAGCUCCUCAAAUUUUCCCUCCCGCGGGUCCGCAAAUGAACCCUGUACCCAUGCCUCAUCAGGUUAGUUUUCAUUAGAAAUCAACUCGCAACUUUUCGCAAAAAAAAAAAACAAAAACAAAAAUAUAUUUCAGCGCGGUCCUCGAUCUGUUCCUCAACAGCGUCCUGGUCAACCGCCGAUUAUGCAGAUGGGCGGUAAAUAUUGAAUUUCGUUGAAAAAUAGAUCAAUUUCUCUCAUGAGACUUUGGCAUUUUUCAAAAGGUUUUUUUUCUAACUUAAAUCUUCUCAGCGACCCCAGACCCCUGGAGUAGUUCCUUCAGGAUUCUUUCAGAAAUCCUCAAAGGAACACUUUGAAUAUCCCUCGUUAGUUCUCAAAAUAAAACAUUUUUCACUUAGGACAAAUUCGACAAAAGUUUAAUUGUAUGAUUCGAAUUUAGUUUAAAAUAAUCAAACAGUAUCUGUAUUUUAAUAAGUCCCGAGAUCAAAACCCGUUUUUGAAGAUUCGAAGAUUUCAGGAUUCUUUUCGAAUCCUUCCGAACACAUUCUAAUUUUAUAAUCCUUGUCGUUACUUUUCCCUUUGAUCUUCGGAAAACCAUCUUAUCACCUGGAUUCUUAUGAAAAUAGAAGGCUUCUUUUAUGAAAGCUUUGAAAAGAAUCCUUCAGGAGUCCCUCCGAAUGGACAUCCUAUGAACAUGUUCAACCCCAUGGUCACAGUCCAGAUGCCAGUUGUGUCACAAGCUCAGCUGAAACACCAUGAACACUUCCAUUUGAAUGCGCAGGUAGGACGAAUAAAUGGAAAUUUGGAAGAAAAUUCAUCCUUUUUCCAGGCCGAGUUCUACCGCCAGAGGCUGCGCGAAGUCGAGCAGCUCAUGAAACAGAACGAGGAAUCUUCCAAAGUCAAAAAUCAGCAGGAGCCUAAGAAGAACGAAGUCGUCAACUUGGAUCCCAAACCCAUGCAGGUUUUGCAGAUUGAGAUAUUUCUGAAAUAAUCGCGUCAUUUGGAGACUCUGAAGCCGAUGCUCCUGCAUCCGAUGAUCAGACCUCUUCCGGCUCAGCAAAACCAACAGGGCGUCAUUUUCUCGGCCCCCAAUUUCGUUCAGCAUCAUGUUCCUCAGCCCUUGAUGGUGAAUAAUAACGAAAGUUGAUUCACUUAUGUAACUGACCUCAGUUGAAAAUCAAAAAAUCUUUCUUUUUUUUGCGGAGGCUUUAUUAGAAUUCGCAGACAUGAAGAUUUUCAAUCUUACAUUAAAAAACCUUUUGGAAUUUCCAGAAAACUUUGGGCUUUUGUUUCAGGCGCAGCAACAACGCCCGCAGAGCUUCCAGAAUCCUCACCCGAUGCAGUUCCCUACGCAAAACCAAAUCCUAUCCCAAACUCCGUCGCCGUCUUUCACUCAACAGACGCCUAAAAACACCGAAGCAAGACCUGAAAACUUCCUGAAUCGUCCGAUUCCGAUCCGGCAGCCAGUGAUCCUCGAGAAUGUCCCGUCGUCGUUGGAGAAGCUCCAGGAGUCCUCGCGAAUCCUGACUCCGCCCCAAGGCGAUCUGUCUCCGGCCGUUCAUCACCAGCAACCCGACGAAAACCAAGUGUUUUCCAGCUUCUAAUCACAACUUUCAACGUUUUACCUUUUCCAGAACUCCCGGUGUUCUUCAAAGACUGUUGUCGGCCAAGCCGAGGACCUUCCAAUGACGGAGGUCAACGAUUCAGAAGACGUCAACGUCGUCGACGUCGAGGAGGAGGACGAGAGAGAUUCCGCAAACAAUUGGUCCGUCGUCACUAUCGCCCUCCCCACUCGACUUCAUAAAAACUGUGAUUGUUUCAAAACACUCUCACAUUAA